Messenger RNA from Erigeron canadensis, 1004 nucleotides. RefSeq names its product auxin-responsive protein SAUR50-like. The transcript has a single exon. The record is from RefSeq and is a predicted model, not a curated record. Bases 79 to 501 code for a protein of 140 amino acids. Lineage: Eukaryota; Viridiplantae; Streptophyta; Magnoliopsida; Asterales; Asteraceae. Gene Ontology annotation, biological process: response to auxin.
UUUCUCAUUCAAUACACAAAAAAACACACACACAUACAUUUCAACCGUUACCAACCGAAAAAAAAAUACAACAGAAAAAUGUCAGGAUGCAGCAAAAUUCGCCACAUUGUUCAACUCCGUCAAAUGCUAAGACGAUGGAGAAGAAAAGCAGCAAUGACGUCACGCAAAUGCAUUCCUUCUGAUGUCCCUGCUGGCCACGUGGCAGUCUCAGUUGGUUCAAAUUGUCGAAGAUUUGUUGUACGUGCAACUCAUCUAAACCACCCGGUUUUUAAAAAACUUUUAAUGCAAGCUGAAGAAGAAUUCGGUUAUUCACAAUCCGGACCAUUAGCCAUUCCUUGUGAUGAGUAUUUAUUCGAAGAAAUAAUUCGGUUUUUAUCACGGUCUGAUUCGUCUGGAAACCGGUUUAUUAAUCUUGAAGAGUUUCAAAAGAAUUGUCACGUCAGCAGCAUAUUACGUACUAAUAUUGAUUUUUGGCCCGAAUCUCGGCCUCUUUUACGAUAAAAAGAGGAGAGUGACAAAAGUAUACUUCAACAAAAAAAAAAUUAAUAAAACAAACGAGUUGGCUUUGAUUUUGACCCCCGAGUCGACUCGGUCAAUCAUGCACAAAAAAAAUGUAAAUGUGUGAUUCCGGUUUGGGGACUUCUUAGUAAUUUUACCUCUCAAUAUACACAAAGGUAAAGAUUGUUUAGGUGUAUUAUAUAAUGAGAAGUCUUCUGAAUUCUUUUUCUAUUUUUGUUACCUUUUGUAUUAUUACGGAAUUACCCCGAGUGUUACCGAGUCAUCGAGAUGCAUGACUCAUUAACUAAAAGGAGAUGGCAAGACCGAGUCGUCCCGGAUAUAAAUUGGAGUCACAAGAAAAACAGAGGAAUGAAGGAGAAAGAUAGGAUGAGAAAUGGAUUAUUGAUGGAAGAUUGGGGGUCACUUUUGUAAAUUACGAUGUUGAUUUAAUUAAUUUUAUUAUUGAAAUAUUAAAUACAAUUAUAUAUUAUAUUAUUAUUAUUAUA